Messenger RNA from Glycine soja, 2659 nucleotides. Its product is annotated as nitrate regulatory gene2 protein-like. Bases 288 to 2387 code for a protein of 699 amino acids. The record is from RefSeq and is a predicted model, not a curated record. NCBI's taxonomy places the organism in Eukaryota, Viridiplantae, Streptophyta, Magnoliopsida, Fabales, Fabaceae. The transcript is spliced from 4 exons.
CCGUUAAUUUAAAAUUGUCUCAAUAGGGACAGCUGGUAUCGAAAUUGGGCGAGUAGGAUCCGAAUUCUCAGUCGCAGCGAGUAACCGAAUCUAUGUUGUUUUGCACUGACUCACUUAGCAGCUCAACACUCUGCUACUUCCCACCGCUCUAUGCUCUGCUGCCUCUAAGAUCUCCCAUUCCCACACGACGGCGUUUUGCUCCCAAACUCACAUCUUCUUCGUGACAACUCUCACACACACCCAUUUCAUUCUUUGGCACCAACCAAACAACCUACGAUUUUUUCGAAAUGGGUUGCGCACAGUCCCGAAUAGACAACGAGGAAUCCGUGUCUCGCUGCAAGGACCGCAAAAACCUCAUGAAAGAUGCCGUCGUCGCUCGGAACGCCUUCGCCGCAGGCCAUUCCGGCUACGCCUUCGCCCUCAAGAACACCGGCGCCGCCCUCAGUGACUACGCCCACGGCGAGACCUACGACCUCCACGUUCCCCCCCUCGACCCUCCCUCCUCCUCCGCUGACCCUCCGCCUCCGCCUCCGCCGCCCAUUGACGACAGCCUCCCUCCCCCUCCGCCGCCUCUCCCGGAGUUCUCCCCCGCGCCGGCUCCGCUUGCUCGCUCCGUCACCAUGCCCGCCGGUGUCAUGCACCACCACCACCGCAGCCCCAUCCCCCUCUCCAUCGCCGAGGAGGACGAAGAGGAAGAAGCAACCCCCAAGCAGGCGAAGAAAACCGCCGGAUCGCCGCCGGAGAUGAAGACACCGCCGCCGCCGCCUCCGGAGUCGAAGGGCAUGGCUUGGGAUUACUUCUUCAUGGUGGAGAACAUGCCUGGACCUUCUCUAAGUGCUGAAGAUGAUAAUGAUAGUCAUAUUCAUGAUGAUGAUGGUGAGGGUAAAAUGGAGAAUGUGGUUGAAGAUGAGGUUGAGCCUAAGACACCAGAGAAAGUGCAGGAGCAUGAAAAUGUAAACGUUCAUGAAGAGCAUGAUGAUGAGAUAAGUGAGGCGAAGAAACACAUUGAGCACUCUAAAACUGCUCCAGCUGAGUUUAGAAGAGCUAUAAAGGUGGUUCCUUCUGUUACUCUUAUGCAGAUUCUCAAUGUCCUUGAUGAUCACUUCUUGAAGGCCUCCGAGGGUGCUCAGGAAGUUACCAAGAUGCUUGAGGCCACUAGGUUGCAUUAUCAUUCCAAUUUCGCGGAUAAUCGCGGGCACAUUGAUCAUUCUGCUAGGGUUAUGCGUGUCAUAACGUGGAAUAGGUCCUUCAGAGGUGUGUCCAAUGGGGAUGCCGCCAAAGAUGACAUUGAUUCUGAGGAGUAUGAAACUCAUGCCACUGUUUUGGAUAAGUUGUUGGCAUGGGAGAAGAAACUUUAUGAAGAGGUCAAGCAAGGUGAGCUUAUGAAGUUUGAAUAUCAGAGAAAAGUUGCAAUUCUAAACAAGCAGAAGAAGCGUGGUGCCAGUGCUGAAUCCUUAGAAAAGACUAAAGCAGCUGUUAGUCAUUUGCAUACAAGAUAUAUUGUUGACAUGCAGUCAAUGGAUUCAACAGUUUCAGAAGUGAACCAUAUUCGAGACGCCCAGUUGUAUCCGAAACUUGUUGCUCUUAUUAUUGAGAUGGCAAAUAUGUGGGAAAAUAUGUGCAUACAUCAUGACAGCCAGCUGAAAAUAGUAACAGACCUCAAAUCUCUUGAUAUUUCUCAAGCUCCUAAGGAAACAACCAAGCAUCAUUACGAUCGCACUGUGCAACUUGAGAAAGUCAUCCAGGAAUGGCAUUUACAAUUUGAGAAGCUUGUAACUCAACAGAAACAUUACAUCAAAGCUCUUAACAGCUGGCUAAAGUUAAAUCUCAUUCCUAUUGAAAGCAACCUAAAAGAGAAAAUCUCAUCCCCUCCAAAGGCACAGAAUCCACCAAUCCAAGCCCUUCUCCAUGCAUGGCAUGAUUAUGUUGACAAGCUUCCUGAUGAGCUUGCCAAAUCUGCUAUUUCCUCCUUUGUUGCCGUGAUAAAGACAAUCAUACUUCAGCAGGAGGAAGAGAUGAAGUUAAAGGAGCGAUGUGAGGAAACCAGAAAGGAAUACUUCAAGAAGAAACAAGCAUUUGAGGAAUGGUACCAGAAGCAUUUAAUGCGGAGAGGGCCUGAUGAAGCAGAACAUGAAAGAGGAGAGGAAGUAAACGCAAACAAUCCUGUCUCAGAGAGGCAGUUUGUUGUUGAGAGCUUGAAGAAGAGAUUAGAAGAGGAAAUUGAAUCUCACCAAAAACAUUGUGUUCAGGUGCGAGAGAAAUCACUGCAGAGUCUCAAAACUCGCUUGCCCGAACUCUUCCGUGCUUUGUCAGACUAUGCUCAUGCCUGUGCUGAUGCUUAUGAGAAACUGAAGUUAAUCACACAGUCACGAGGUGGUGAGGCAUGAAACAUGAAGCUUUUUUUGUUGACUUUUGUGAAGUUUGUGUUUUGAACCUAUGUAGUCUGCUGUUGUCCUCACACAAGAAGGCAUAACAUAUUUUAGCUUGGCAUGCAGAUUUAUCAAUCUUGUGUGAAUUUUUUGCCGUAGCUUUUAAAGUUCUAACCAUCCUUGAUGAUGUAGCAUAUUGCUUAAGUGUGUAUUAUGUGUCUUAAGGUAGUUGCGUAAUGAAGUAGUGAUUUAUUUCGCUCCGCAAGUUUAUUCAAGUCAUUUAGUCCAAA